AUGAAUAAUAAGAAUAAUAGAUUACCAUCAUUGUCAAUAUUUUUUACGGAUAUUAAUAUACAACAACAAUUUUCUACAUUUGCAUUUGAUUCAAAUACAUUUUUAAAACCAUUAAAACAAAAACAAAGUAUACCUGUAGUAAAUACAACAUCAUGGAAAUAUCCAAAAUAUGUCCAUUCAUCAUCGAAUAACGCGCCAAACAGUCCACCACAGUCGUCAAAUACUCCAAUCAGCAAUACUUCAGAUCAUCUAAUUAAAUCCACAAAUUUCUCGACAUCAUCUAAUAAUACUCAUGAUCAUUAUCCAAUUCAACGACAUCCUCCUCCUUCUUCAUCAUCAUCAUCAUCAAAUGAAAUAAGACAUAAAAGUGAAAUUGAAAUUGAAGUAAAACAUAAUAAUGAAGAACAACAACGAAAAGCGCAAUCAAAAACUUCACCACCACCAUCUUAUUCUGGUGCCAAUUCACUUUCACGUUCAAAUAAACAGCAACAACUACAAUCAUCGUCUUACCACGAAGAACAACAACAACAACAACAACAAACUUCUCAACAAAUACCUCAAUAUCAACUACAACAGCCAAAAACACAACAAAGACGUUGGCCAGAGUCCAACGGGCACGGGACAACAACAAUUCAUACACAAACUCAUAAUACAUCUACACACAACGAUUUUAUUGAACUACAUGCACAAUUAAAAUCUGUCAAAGAUGAAAAUUUAUCAAAAAAUGAAGAAUUACAAGCUAUUCUACAUGAAUUAACAGAUUGUCAAUCAACGAUUAAAAAUUAUGAACAACAAUUGUCAAAUGUUCGAAAAGAACGAGAUCAAUUACGACUAUCACUUCAUGAACGUCAAACAGAGUUACGUAAUUCAAAAGAAAAAAAUGAACAAUUACAACAAAUGAUAAGAAAUGAACAAGAACACAAUGAUGAAAAAAAAUUGUUAUCACUAUUACAAGAAGCAACAGAAGAACGUGAUGAAUUAUUACGUCAACAACGUCAAUCACAAGAACGUUUAUUGAAAUUUGAAGAACAAUCAAAACAUUAUGAAAAUGAGAAUGCUAAAAUGCGUGAUUUAUCAAUUUGUUAUAAAAUUAAAUUAGAAAAAAAAUUAGAUGAAUUAGAACGUUUAAAUUCGGAUUUAAAUGAAUUUAAAAAAUCAUAUGAAAAAUUUGAACAAGAUAAUGGAAAAUUAAAAAUACAACUUGAUAAUGAAAGAAAAAAAAUUGAAGAAUUAACACAAAUGAAAAGUACAAAUGAAAAUGAAUUGCAAUGUCUUGUACAAAAACAGCGUACACAACGUUAUGAACAUGAAACAAAAAUUGCUCAAUUAGAUGAUACUCUCGUACGACAACAAAAACAAUUUUAUCAAGCACAACAACAACAACGUCUGUUAGAAGAAAAAUAUUUAAAUGAACAAGAAGAAUUAAAAAAACAUAUUAAUGAAUUAGAAAUGAAAAUUGAAGAAGUUAUUAAAGAAAAAGCUCUAUCGCAAAUUCGAUGUGGUGAAUUGGUUGAUGAAAAUAGAAAAUUGGAAAAAGCAUUAAUCGAUAAAGAAGAUGAUUAUGAAGAAAAAAUUGCCGCUUACAAAGAAAAAAAUUCAUCAUUAUCAACACAAAUUGAAGAUGUUGAAAAGAAAUUGGCUGAUAUUAAAAGACAAUUAGAAUUAACAUUAAUUGAAAAAGAUGAAUUUCAAAAAGAUAUGUUGAUUGCUGUUCGAGUUGCAAGUGAAAUGAGACAUGGUAAACACUUUUUUAUCAUAGAAAAUACGUUAUAUGAUUGUGGACUGUUCUUUGUGUAUAUAGAUGCAGAAGAUCGUUUAACUAAAGCGAAUGAAGAUUUAAAACGUAUGACCGAAUAUAUUGAACAUGAACGAGCUGUCAAUAAAGAAGUACAACGUCGGCAGAUGAAUUUGCCAUCACAAAAUCGAAUUUCAAACGGUUUACCGGAUUUUGGUCCAUUAAGAAUUAAAGAAAUGAUACGUACACUUGAAGCUAAUUCAAGAAAUGGUUCAACAAUAGUUUCAGCCACGUCAUCUCCCUUGAAUAAUAACAACAACAAUAACAAUGUUUUUGAACAAAUCAUUCGACAACGGCCAUUAUCUCAGCCAUGUACGCGUUCAGAAACGACAAACGCUGUUCUAACUAAUGGUCAUGGCCAACAUCGACAACAAUUGGGCACUACUACAGAUGAUGUUAAAAUGCUUUCAGCUAGAAAUAACAACGCUGAUCAACAAACAACAUCCUCAUUAUUAAAUUCAUCUACAACAAAUUGUCCAAAUAGUAGUUUAAGAUCCGUAAUGUCAUUAAGAUCAAUAACAAAUGAACAAUAUGAUGAAAUGAAAUGUAUCGUUGAAGCUGUUUAUACUCGAAUGCCAGGCUCUGUAUGUAAACGAGAUGCAUUUCUAAAAUGGUGUGUAGAAAAACUGGCCACUUAUGGAAUAACCAUAACAAAUUUUAGUAAUAGUUGGACAGAUGGUUUAGCAUUUUGUUCAUUGUUGCAUAGUUAUUUACCAGAUAUGAUUAAUUUAGAUGAAAUUAAAAAUGAAACAAAGAGAAAACGAUUUGAAAUAGCGUUUAAUAUUGCGAACAGUGUUGGAAUUCUAUCAAUUUUGGAUAUCGACGAAAUGGUUAAUACUGAAUGGCCUGAUUGGGAAAAAGUCAUGUACUAUGUGGCAUUGAUAUUUCGACAUUUUGAAGGACUUCAUACUACACCGUUAGCAUUGACAAAUACAGCUAAUACCAGUUCGACAACGUGUACAGCUACAAAUAACACAUCGCCUCUAUCCUCAUUAAAUUCGUCACCCACAUUUUCACAAUCGUCUACUUCAUCUUCAAAUUGUUCAUUGUCUAUGAGACCGUCAGUAUCUAUUCCAACAACAUUAUGCUCAUCGACAUUAGCUCAAACUGUUUAA
Didymodactylos carnosus is the source of this 2910-nucleotide messenger RNA. NCBI's taxonomy places the organism in Eukaryota, Metazoa, Rotifera, Eurotatoria, Philodinida, Philodinidae. The record is from the annotation of a GenBank genome assembly.